AUGUUGAAGGAACUUCUCCUAGUCGGUCUCAGUACCUACGUCGUCUUUCGUUUGUUGUUUUCAAAAAAACGAAACCUCCCACCCGGCCCACCCGGUCUUCCUGUUCUACGAAAUCUAUUCGAUAUACCCACUUCUUUCGAAUGGGAGACCUACGGUAAAUGGGCCGACCAGUAUGGACCCAUCGUUUCUGCUUCUGUCUUUGGUGCUACCAUCAUCGUAGUGAACCAGUACAAGGCAGCGAUGAAGCUUCUCGCCGACAAUCAGAAGGGUGCGAUGUACUCGUCUCGACCGUGGCUUCCGAUGGCCGAUAUGAUGGGAUGGCAGAAAGCUAUGGCUUUCACUACUUACGGACCUCGAUUCCGAAAAUAUAGACAAGUCUUCCACGAAGAACUCGGUAACCCGAAGGCCCUUCGGAAUUAUUGGCCGCAGGAGAUCUCUCAUGCUCGUCACUUCGUUCAACUUUGUAUUGAAUCUCCAGAUCGUCUUGUCGAGAAUACGUUCCAACAUGCAGGUGCUAUCAUUCUCCGCGUCGCGUAUGGCUACACUGCAAAGGACUACGACGAUCCAUUCGUCAAUGCAGGAAACACAGCCAUGGAUUCGUUCAACAAAGGAUGUACUCCGGGUGCUUACAUGGUGAACAACCUCCCAAUACUGCAAUAUAUCCCAGAAUGGGUACCAGGAGCAGGAUUCCAGAAACAAGCCCGCCUGUGGCGACCUUUAUUCGGGCUUAUGGUUGACACCCCUUUCAACUACGUAAAGCAGGAACUAUCGGCAGGAACGGCAGAGGACUCCUUUACCGCCAGGUGGUUGAAGAAGGGACUUUCAGACGAGGAUGAGGAUAUUCUCAGAUAUGCAGCAGGCUCUAUGUUCGGAGGUGGAGGUGAAACGACUGCCAUAACCGUUCAGAUGUUCUUCAUCGCUAUGACUUUAUUCCCCGAAAUUCAGAAGAAAACCAAGGAAGAAAUUGACGCCCUUACCGGUGGUCACCGUCUACCAAUGUUUGAGGACCGAGACAAUCUUCCCUAUCUCGAAGCACUUACGAAGGAAAUUCUGCGAUUCCACCCCACGGCGCCGUCUGGUCUUCCGCACUGUACAACUGAAGACGACCUGUUCGAGGGGUACUUCAUUCCAAAAGGCUGUAUAAUCAUCCCUAACAUCUGGAAAAUGUUCCGCGACGCCGACGUGUACCCGGAUCCAGAGACCUUCAACCCAAACCGUUUCCUGGGUGAAAACCCAGAGCAAAACCCUCGUGAUGCUCUUUUUGGAUUUGGAAGACGUGUUUGCCCUGGUCGUCUCCUUGCCGAUGCCUCUAUAUUCAUUACCCUCGCGACGUGCCUUGCCGCCCUGGACAUCUCUCCCAUAAUCGAGAACGGCAAACCUGUUCUUCCCGAAAUCAAAGGUGAAGGAGGUGCCGUCAACCGACUGAAACCUUUCAAGUGUAAAAUAUCCCCAAGAUUUGAUCGUCAGACAAUGGAGACUUUGAUGAAGGAGCAUUAA
This is a messenger RNA of Marasmius oreades (fairy-ring Marasmius), 1497 nucleotides long. RefSeq lists its product as uncharacterized. Lineage: Eukaryota; Fungi; Basidiomycota; Agaricomycetes; Agaricales; Marasmiaceae. The coding region runs from base 1 to 1497 and encodes 498 amino acids. The record is from RefSeq and is a predicted model, not a curated record. Gene Ontology annotation, molecular function: iron ion binding; heme binding; oxidoreductase activity, acting on paired donors, with incorporation or reduction of molecular oxygen. The transcript is spliced from 10 exons.